ACUGCGAGCUGCCCGGCUCCUGGGCAGUGGGGAAGCCCCCGGGGGCGGGUGAGCUCAGCUGGCCACGACCCAGCCGUCCCCCGUGCGCAUCGCGCUUAAGAUGGCAGCGGAGACAGGGGAGCUAAUCGGGGCUUGCGAGUUCAUGAAAGAUCGAUUAUAUUUUGCUACUUUAAGGAAUAGACCAAAAAGCACAGUAAAUACUCACUAUUUCUCCGUCGAUGAGGAGCUGGUCUAUGAAAAUUUCUAUGCAGAUUUUGGACCUCUGAACUUGGCAAUGGUGUACAGAUACUGCUGUAAGCUAAACAAGAAACUAAAAACAGUUUCCAGGUGAUGAAAGGACUCAUCCUGGCUGCAGCGUGGAGCAGAAUGGUUUCUGGCAGGUCAAGAUUGAAAUCGUCACCUCUGUUGCGUUAUAACCACGUGAGAUUGAUGAACUAACAAUGACAGCAUGAACUCUGUUUACCUGCCAUUGUGGAAUUCGGGUCAGAGGAUCUGGUUCCAUUUCCUGUAUUUACGUGGGGGUUGGCUAUGUAGCUUUUUUCUGCUUAAACUCUGGGCAAAUGAAGAAAAGUGACAUUUAUGUUCCUAGGUUUAUUAAACUUAUCACAUACAAAGCAACAUUUGUCUAUCUUUUUUUCUUCUAAAUGACCAUCUUAAAGAUUCUCUUAAAGCUAUUCUCUUAGCAUAACUGCAAAAUUAGGACGCUCAGCUCUUUUAUUCUUUCCUGUUGGUCAAGUGUUGCUGCUGCAGGGAACAGUGACCUGUGCAAUCAGAGAUUGUCCUUUUCGUCUUUUUAUUUUAUUUUUCAUUUUUUUUCUUGUGGUACUGGGGUUUGAACUCAAGGUUUCAUUCUUGCUAAGCAGGUGCUCUACCUUGAGCCACAACUCCAGCCCUUGAGUUGUUUUUUUGUUAAACUUAGGUAGAAAAGGCAGCCAGAUGGUGAAUUUCCUAUGGAAUACAUUGUGUGUUUAUGAAUUUACAGAUUUUUACCACUGACCUCAAAGUGUCAGAUUAUCAUGUAAUGACACCAGAGUGAUUUUCUUUUUCUUUCUUUUUGGCAGUGCUGGGGCUUGAACUCAGAGCCUUGCACUUGCUAGGCAGGCACUCUACCACGUGAGCCAGGCCUCCAGCCCUUUUUGGCUUUGGUUAUUUUUCAAAUGGGGUUUCGUGUUUCUGUCUCAGCUGGGCUGGCAUCGGUCCUCCUGUUACACUUCCUGUAUUGCUGAGAUGGCAGGUGUGUGUCACCGUGCCCAGCUUUUAUUGGCUAAGAUGGGUCUUGAGAACUUUUUGCCCAGGCUGGCCUCAACCUGUGAUCCUCUUGAUCUCUGCCUCCUGAGUACCAAAGAUCAUAGGCUUGAGCCAUGGCACCCAGCCUCCAGAGAGACCUUUUAAAAAAUUAGGUGACAUAAGUCCACUACAAUCAACUGUCCCAGGAAUUAACACAUAAAGUAUUGUCUGACUUGAAAAUGUACUUGUAAACUCCUUUAACUAAACCAGACCCAUGUAUUUUAGGGACAAAGCUACUGUCAGUAGUGUAGAAAGUAAAACAGAGCUUUUCAUAGUCA
This is a messenger RNA of Castor canadensis (American beaver), 1565 nucleotides long. NCBI's taxonomy places the organism in Eukaryota, Metazoa, Chordata, Mammalia, Rodentia, Castoridae. The record is from RefSeq and is a predicted model, not a curated record.